AGUCAACAGACAAAGAUGUUUUGUUGUUGUAUCCGAACUUUUGGAGGAGCUGGGCUCAAAAAAGCCCAGAAAGAGAAUCUUUUUCGUCAUUGCCGACGUUGGCUCAGCCCUCAUCCCCGAUACCUCUGGGCAUCUGGCAGGAGGCAGCGAAAGGUCACCUUGCCUGGUUCGGAGCUGAGCUGCCGUGACCCUCUUUCCCUUGCCCGGUGUGAGCUUCUGGAGGCCACUGAGGCAGAGCCAGAGGCGCCAGCUGCAGAGCUCCAGCCGGCGGCAGAAGCAGGGCAGUGGACAGUGGUGGAGGUAGAGCUGGCUCCAGCUCCGUCAAUACCACCCCCUCUAGCGCUGGAGCCAGCGUCCCCUCCCUCAGCAGUGUUGGAGCUGGAGCAAGGGCCCACGUCGGCUGCAGCAGGAGUGGGAGCUGCUGAGCUGGAGUCACCUGGACCAUCACUUCUAGUGGGAAGUCCAUCUCCACCUGUGGCCAUUAAGGAGGGUGAGAAGAAGCCUAACCUCACGGCCUUCCCUCCUAAGCUGGUGGCGGAGCAGUUGACCGUGAUGGAUGCGGAGCUCUUCCGGAAGGUGGUGCCCUCUCAGUGCCUGGGCUCCACCUGGGGCAAGAGGAACAAGCCCGGCAAUGAGCACCUGGCACCCACCGUCCAGGCCACCGUCGACCACUUCAGAAGGGUGGUCAGCCUCGUCGUCACCACCUGCCUCGGGGACCCGAACAUGACAGCCCAGGACAGGGCGAGGGUGGUGGAGCACUGGAUCCAGGUGGCCCAGGAGUGCGAGAUCCUGAAGAACUUCUCCUCGCUCCGUGCUGUCAUCUCUGCUCUGCAGAAAACCUCCAUAAGCCACCUGAAGAACACGUGGGCGGAUGUUUCCCGGAGGGGCCCUCCACGUUUGCCCCCCCGGAGAUCAUCCCCCAGAGAGUGCAGGAGAAGCAGCAGCAGCAGCAGCAGCAGGAAUACCGAGUCAUGAGGGAGAUCCUGUUGCUCCAGGUGGCUUCAAAGAAUUACAACCUAGAGCCCGAGGAUCGAUUUGGGGCCUGGUCCCAGGACAUGAAGCUGCUCAACGAGAGUGAAAGCUACAGCCUGUCCUGCCAGCUGGACCCCCAGGCCUAGUUGGCCUGCAGAAUACUCAAGGCUCAGAAGAACCGGCCACCAUCAAGGUCAGGGGUCAAAGACCAAGGGCAGAGGUCUUCCAGAAGUCAAGUCUAAUCUACCUAUGGAUGUGGCAGACUUAGCUA
Molecule: messenger RNA, 1243 nt
Organism: Diceros bicornis minor
Lineage: Eukaryota; Metazoa; Chordata; Mammalia; Perissodactyla; Rhinocerotidae
Product: ral guanine nucleotide dissociation stimulator-like
Exons: 9
Coding region: 16-975 (319 amino acids)
Biological process (GO): positive regulation of GTPase activity; Ras protein signal transduction
Cellular component (GO): plasma membrane
Molecular function (GO): guanyl-nucleotide exchange factor activity
Source: RefSeq, a predicted model, not a curated record